Messenger RNA from Opisthorchis viverrini, 1551 nucleotides. RefSeq lists its product as hypothetical. The record is from RefSeq and is a predicted model, not a curated record. The annotation marks the transcript as partial. The transcript is spliced from 2 exons. NCBI's taxonomy places the organism in Eukaryota, Metazoa, Platyhelminthes, Trematoda, Opisthorchiida, Opisthorchiidae.
AUGGAUCGGAUGUUCACCGCAAAAGUGAAGCACAACAAGUUAUCCAAGAGUGAUCCUACUACUGGUCAGUGCUCAUUGGAUUCCCCAGUAAGCCGCAGUGAAGCAUACACCCGUAGUCACAGCUUUUCAGACAUCUUACUAACCAAGUUUCGGAGGAUAUCACGACGCUUGCGUUAUCACAUGUUUCACAGCGUUUCAAUAUUUCAUGAGGAUGUUUGUGGUCUCACUUGGGCUGCUGCACACGACAUACUGCCGCCUCCGCCCUCCGAAUGCAGGUGGUCCCAAUCCAGUUUGGCCAUGCGUAAAUUGCCCGCUCAGGACUCCUCUAAUCAACUGAUACUCCAAGACUAUAUUGAACAUGAAGGCAGAUUCUAUUGUCUGAACUUACCCUUCACUCCGCAUUCCCCAACCAAGAUACAAGAGAAAUCAAGUUUCGUUGUAUUGUCACCGAACAAUUCUGGCCUCGACAGAACCGCAUAUACCAGUUUAUCCCAAGCUUUUGAAAGACGAGUUCGCCUACAAGAUACAGAACAAGAGCAACUUGGCAAAGUCAUUUUGUGUCCCGAAUAUGCCAAUUCAAAAACAAAAACUAAACGGGCCUCGCAACCUAGUAAUUGGGACUGUAUCAUUGAAAAAUUACCUCUAUGCACCCACUCUCCCACGCGAAUUCAUCAUUUUUCUGUGCCAACUUCGGACAACUUUGCUCACUUAUGGCGGAGAAAAAAGUCUAAACAGUCCUAUAUUCGGAGUCACUCCGCACCUGUAGUCGGUGAAACCGGAAUCUAUGAUGAACAAAAUCAACCUGGAGAUGAGUCUUGUUACACACUUCCUCAAGGCAACGUAGAAUGUGAGAAGUGUAGAUUGGAAAGGUCGAUUAAUGACAAAUCGUCUGCCAAGAGCUAUUCAUACCAAAAGCGAACUAGAAAAAGGGGGUUGAUAGCGAAUCCGGAAGAAAAUGUGUGGACUAUACAAGGACAGUGUUUUGAUCCAGAAACUCUGGGAAGGGCAAUCCAAGAGAGUAACAUGGAAAGGAUGCGUAAAACAAUCCUUGAAUCAGACGGAGAACCACAGCUUGAAGUGGGAAUCACAAAGGCUACGUUGAGUCAUACCAGGGAAAUUCAAGCAAGAGUUGAGCGUAGCUCAGCUCAACAAAAUACAUUUUGUACCAAGUCUCUGAGCGAAUCCUUGCCUUGUUCUGAUUUCUUCACCAAUCCCAAAAGUCGGAAUACCUUUUUCUCUAGACUAUGCAGAGUCAGUUGCUAUGGAAGGUCACCACCCCAGCUUGAUCUGCCGGCGUUGUUAUUUCCUAAGCCAUCUAGUGAAAGCAGCUGUGUUAGACUGGAUUUUUUGUGCGUGAUUCCUUUUGGAACAUACUUUAAACCGUUCCGUAAACGCGCGGGCAGUCACCACUUUUUCAUUGUAGCUAUCUGCGGUCUAGUGGUUUGUGUUCCUUACAGAAUCACAGAUAAUUCUUACGGUACCUUGAGCUAUCCUUUACAGCUGGGCAAGGAGUCAAACGUCGUUGUUAGUGCCAGGGUCCAUAACGCGCAU